UAAAGAUUGGGAUGGUGAAGAUUUUGAAGAAGAUGAGGAAAGUGAUGAUGAGCUUGAUGUCUCAGAUGAAGAUGAUUCUUACUAUACAAAGAGAUCUACCAAAGGUGGACGUAAAGGUGGUCGUAAUGUAAAACCUGCUAGAGAACGCAAAACAUUCCAGGCAUCCAGCCGACAGAAGAGGAAACCAUCCUUUGAAGAAGAUGAGUACACAGCAGAGGACUCUGACAGUGAAAGUGAUGAGGAUUUCAAGAGCAUGACAAGACGGGGUGCACAUCUCCGUAAGAACAAUGGCCGUUCAACUUUGUUAGCAAGUACUACAGGGCGCCAUAAUGAGGUUCGCACUUCUACUAGUCUGUUCGAAAAGUAUCAUAUGCCGAAAGUGAGGAAGUGAAGAAGUUGAUGAAGGCAAGAAGACAAAGCCCCAAAAGGAUGAAGUUGAAGAAGAAGAUGGUGACAUCAUUGAGAAGGUGCUAUGGCAUCAGCCAAGGGGUGUGGCUGAAGACGCAAAAAGAAACAAUAGAUCAGCAGAGCCUGUUCUUUUAAGCCAUUUGUUUGAUUCUGAACCUGAUUGGAAUGAGAUGGAAUUCUUGAUAAAAUGGAAAGGCCAAUCACAUUUGCAUUGCCAGUGGAAAUCAUUCUCUGAACUUCAAAAUCUUAGUGGUUUUAAGAAAGUUCUAAAUUAUACAAAGAAAGUGACGGAGGAUAUUAGAUACCGGAGGAAAAUCUCACGAGAGGAGAUUGAAGUCAAUGAUGUAAGCAAGGAAAUGGACUUGGAUCUCAUCAAGCAAAAUAGUCAGGUGGAAAGAAUAAUUGCUGAUCGAAUCAGUAAAGAUUCCUCUGGUAACGUAACACCAGAGUACUUGGUGAAGUGGCAAGGACUAUCUUAUGCUGAAGCAACAUGGGAGAAGGAUAUCGAUAUUUCAUUUGCUCAAGAUGCUAUUGACGAGUACAAGUCUCAUUUCUGGUAA
Carica papaya (papaya) is the source of this 968-nucleotide messenger RNA. Lineage: Eukaryota; Viridiplantae; Streptophyta; Magnoliopsida; Brassicales; Caricaceae. The record is from RefSeq and is a predicted model, not a curated record.